GUGGCGUCGUCGUCUCCUCGCUUCGCGCAGUUACAACUUGUUCGGCCAUUGAGCUGCGCGCUUCCGCUCCGCGUUGAGUGUCGCGUUUACGGCGUUUGAGUUUUGCGUGCGUGUUCAUCCUCGGGCUCUCUACGUUCACUACCACCACCGUCUCCUCCUCCUUCUCCUCCUCCUGUUUCGCUGCCACUACCACAUCGUCGUCGUUGUCGUCGUCGCUACCGCCAACAUCACCACCACCCUCUAUCCCGGCGACUUCUUUUUUUUCCGUUACGUCCGGUGUACUCGCGCGCGUCUUCCGGUGGUCUAAGUGACGGUUUCGGGAGUAAAAGGAGAGAGAGACAGACGCAGCAGGAGCCAUGCGUUUCUCGUGGGUGUUCGCGGCCACGGUGCUGCUGGUCUUGGCCACGGGGGCGAGGUGCAAGAGGAAGUUCGACGGUGACUUCGAAUUCGCCGAGGAGGACGACACCCGCAUAAUGAAAGUCGGCGACAAGAAGCGUUGGAUACACGAUCCGAACAGCGAGCUUUGUCGUCCACUCAACUGCAAGAAGAAGGAACUCUGCCUCCUGGAGGACACGUUCACGGCCGUCUGCGUCUCGAAAAAAGAGCUUCACAAAUCAGGGGACAUAGUGAUUCCGAAGUCGCGGGCGGUUCAACAGAGACGGAUGAGGACUGAGACCUCGGUCGACCCCGACGACGACGACGCCUUCUUCGAUUCGGAGGACGACGACGAGGAUCAGGACGAGUCCAAGUGCCAGGAAUGUCCCGUGGUGAAGCCUACGUUCCUCUGCGGCAGCGACAAUCGCACGUACAGCUCGCCGUGCCGUCUCGAAUACCACAACUGCAUUCACCACACUUCCGUCCACAUCGCCUGCAAAGGUUUUUGCCCCUGCAAAGUCGCCGAUCUGCGCACCUACACGAAGAAGAUGCAGAUGCAGAGGAAGAAGACGCUGAUGGGCAAGAUGGGGGGUCGUAGCCACGACAUCACUCUCACCCCGCGCGACUUCAACUACGACAAUCAUCACUACCAGUACCUCAAGUACACGAAACGUGGCAAGGCUCUCAUUAAUGCGAACAGGUACGACGACAAGCAUCUGAUGAGUAACGAAGUGAUGGACAAGACCCAGUCGCCGUUGAAAGCGAUGUACAACGUGCAAUUGCCGUCCAGAAAUACGGAUUGCCCGUCGUCGUCCAAGCCUGCGAUGGCCAAUCGUCUGUUGGAUUGGUUCUCUGUCGUGAUGGCAGACUCCAAGCACCGCCGUCAGCAUCCCAAGCCCAAAGGUCACUUCCCGAUCAGUUGUCAGAGCGAGGUCAGGUGGAUGUUCGGACAUUUGGACAGCGACAGCGACGGCCGGCUCUCGCUCUCCGAGCUGUACGGUCUGGAACACGAUCAGAAUGAGCCGUGCUUGAAGCCCUUCCUAGACGCCUGCGACACUGACAGCGAUAUUUUCGUGAGCGGGCCCGAAUGGUGCGGUUGCUUCUCGAAAGCCGAACGUCCGUGCGCCGCUGUGCGCAGACGAUCAUCGUCGGAUUCAGCACCCGCCUGCGAUUCGCGAGGAUAUUACCGCAGCACCCAGUGCCACCGUGGCCUUGGCCUCUGCUGGUGCGUCGAUCCGCAUGGCGUCGAGUUCGCUGGCACCAGAACGCGUGGCACCAAGCCCGAUUGCGAUACAAUCGUGAACAAAAUCAGCAGUGGCGGCCUCAAGACCAACAGCGUGGACCUCGAUGACGACGAGGACGGUGGCACCGAUUCCGCUCAGGACCUCGAAGGCUCGGCCGAUCAACCAUUAGAUUUUUAGAUGUAUUAGGGACGGCGGCCAGCAACGGGAAUACAGCACUUCAACCGACAUAAGCGAUACCGUCUAUGCGAUCGGAAGGCAGCAUUCUUUUCUCGCGAGAGGGCAUGCGCCGCGUCCGAUCGUCCACCGAUUCUGGGUGUACCGCCGUAGUGAUCGUGGGUGUUCCAUGUCGCCAAGCCGCCUGUCGAUCGUCUUAUCGAGGCCGCGAUCCACGUGCGAUAAAACGAAACGUGUGAGCCUAAGCGAUGAGUUCCGAGAGCAACGAAAAGCACGACGAUUAUUAGUUAAUGGAUUAGUCUGGCCCGAGACAGAGUUAAGGGACAGAUGAUCGGACAGAAAGAGAAAAGAGAGAUCAUCGUCGCGUUGUCGUACGAUCUUAGUCCUUCGUCCCAAUUAGGAAGCUCUAAUCGACGUUAAAGUAGCGAGUGUCUUGCCUGUCGUGCAAUAAUAAACCGCGUGUCCGACUAACGACGUUCGCCGCCACCGAAUGCCAUAGAUACCGUGCAAUCGUAAUUCCGCGCAAUAUUCCGAUAGACCGUGUAGGGAAUACGCAAAUACGACCGAAAGUGCGUGUGAGGGUUGCCGGCGACUAAACAAACGUGAGAGGGAGAGAGAGGUAAUGAGAGGGAGGGAGAGAGGGAAUUUCGCAUUUACGAGCCACGUUGAAUACCGACCGGCGGAUUACCUCCGCACCUACCGAGGCACCUCCGUGCACAACUCGUCUAUAAAUACCAUAAUUACGAACUAUUUACGCGUAUACAAAAUAGAGAGAUCCGCGAAACUGUGGGAGACAGAGCUGACUGGGGGGAAACGGAGGGAGAAGGACACGUAACAGUACGCGGGAUAAUUUCGUCGCAUCGGCCAGAACUCACGUACCACGCGUACUGACACAAAAUUAACAUUUAACGAGGAAACAUGAGUGGAGCGCCCUGUGUGUAUGAUUUCUAAUCGCUAGAUUAACUCGAUAUCGAUCGUAACGUCACUGGACAUGAUAAUUAUGACAGUUAUGAUUUACGUGAUACAAUGCAGUAACCAUGCGGAAUCGAGUUAAUCGUGGGAGAGAGGGGGAAAGAGAGAAAGAAAGAAAGUAAGAGAGAACGUGAGUACAUUGACGGAGUAAAAAUGCGAGCGUAAGCGUCUUCAUUCUACCAUCGCGCUUGCACCUGCUGAAAACUUAGUUGAUCCAUGAAGCGAAAUAGAUUCCCGUAGCUCUUGCCACUUCACUUUCGGCUGUGUUUCGCCGAACGCGGUAAUAGAAAAUCUCGCUUAUUUAUUACGUUCUUUCGGGCAAGCUCGCGGAGCGCACUUUUAAGUUAUUCUUCUUUCUCUCGUAGCCACCUUGCGUUAUGAUGAAAUUAGUGUAAGAUUACAUGAAAUAAAAAGAACGACCUAUUUCAUACUCGCUAACGACCUAUUUCAUACUACACCGCAGUUCAAUCACGACCGUGUUAGGAUGUCGAGGGUUGGUUAUUGAGAGGUCGCUCAUUUAGAAGUAAACGGGAAAACGGUGUGUUAUUGUCAUUCUGUAUUAUAUAUCGCGCGGCUCGAUUCGCAGAGAGAUAUGCAAGCAUCACGAUUUUUCGCACGCGCAAUCGGGAGAACAUCUAUCACGCGACACUGAGAGAAAGGACGAGAAAGAGAGAGAGAGAGAGAAAGAGAGAGAUUGUUUUCUACGAAGCUAGAAAAUGUUUGACGUCGUGAUUCGUCUGCAUUUACUGUAAUUAUAAGCAUUUUUACUUACAACUUUUACUUAAAGAGUGUGUGGUACACCGUAGAUAUUAGAGUAACAUGUAAUCCGUAGAAAGAAAAAAAAGAUCAGUGUGACUAUGUGAAUAUGCCCCUAGAGUUAGAAGGCAAUUUACGUAGAGAUAGCCGAUGCAAAUUACACGUGUCUCAUUUAGAAUGAUGAAAGUGACGAUUCAUUUCGCGAGCCUAACGCGUUUCACUUCGCGCGACAUGCAUUCCUUCUGCGAGAUAUUCAGGGAAAAUAAUACUCAUCAUAUAUGGAUCAAAGGCAAAAUAGUAUGUAUUGAAAUAUUUGAUUAAGAUAUCAUGGAGAACAUGCAACGUCUGUUGAUUAUAUUAUUUUUCCUAUCGAUAUACGCUUCAUUUCGUUGACUCACAUACUACAUGAUAACACUUAUCAUUUCAACUAUCUAUUUUUAUAAGCGAGAAAUUGCACCCCCCCCCUCCCAUUUUAUCUUUUGUUAUUCGUACAUAGAUAUCUUGAUCGUUAUCGGUUCAUCCAUAAUGUCUUGCCUUAACGGACAUGGCGUAUUAAUCUUGCGCAUAUAAGAGUAUGUAGAUGACACUAAAAUAAAAAAAAAAAUAAAUUUUAUCUACAUAUUUAACUGAUAAAAACGACAUCGUCCGCAAUGAGCUAACGCAUACUCCUUCCUGCAUCGAGCGCAAUUUGCAUUCCGCCUGACUUAUUGUACUGUCGAUCUAGACUAAUUAAUAUAAACUACAAGCGAACGUAAAUAGUUUUAUCGAGUCUUGCAUAUUGUAUAUACAUAAUUAUAUACAAUGAGAAAAUCAUCGUCAGUGACCUUCGUACCGUGAUGAUUUUUGUAAGGUAUGCACUUGAUCAAAGCGUAAAGAAUUUUUACUUCAUUCAAGAGCUACCGUAAAUAUCUCACUUGAUUGGUAUUGUACAUGUGGCUGUAAGAAUUCUUUAUGAAUAAAGAUUGUUGUAGAAA
Molecule: messenger RNA, 4495 nt
Organism: Odontomachus brunneus
Lineage: Eukaryota; Metazoa; Arthropoda; Insecta; Hymenoptera; Formicidae
Gene: Cow
Product: proteoglycan Cow
Exons: 10
Coding region: 357-1796 (479 amino acids)
Biological process (GO): establishment of protein localization to extracellular region
Molecular function (GO): calcium ion binding; protein binding
Source: RefSeq, a predicted model, not a curated record